Anopheles merus is the source of this 1160-nucleotide messenger RNA. RefSeq names its product polyadenylate-binding protein-interacting protein 2B (gene Paip2). The record is from RefSeq and is a predicted model, not a curated record. Gene Ontology annotation, cellular component: cytoplasm. The coding region runs from base 368 to 946 and encodes 192 amino acids. Lineage: Eukaryota; Metazoa; Arthropoda; Insecta; Diptera; Culicidae. Gene Ontology annotation, molecular function: mRNA regulatory element binding translation repressor activity. The transcript is spliced from 3 exons. Gene Ontology annotation, biological process: negative regulation of translational initiation.
CGGGUCGCCAUCGCCACCAGUGGGAAAAAAAUAACAAAGCAAUCCAGCAGCAGGGCGAACGCACAAAAAGAAACGAACAAAACGCUCGGCCCCGAAGGUGUACCAAAUUUUCUCAAGUGAACUUUACAUUUUUGAGCGAUUGUUGAAAUUUUCGUACGAAAUUACUUGCGAAACGUACAAAUUGGUGUCAACGCGCAUUUUGGUUCGUGCAAAACCUUCCGGCAGGCUGAAAUUCGAAGUAACGCAAAAUUGCGACGUUGUGAGCUACAUUAUUAAGCGUUUUCUCCUUGAGUCUGUAUUUCAGUACACACCCACACAAACACACUAGCAAAUUGUUUGCCGAUCGGUCCUGCAAGCGACAGAGCAAAUGAAAAUGAAGAUGCCCGACAACAACAUCGGCGGCAGCAGCUCGAACACCUACACACACAUCACCCUGCACGCGGGCAACGGGUUCAAUCGGGGCGCUGGUGGCGGCGGCGGUGGAGGCGACGCAGAAACGGUGGCGGCCCGCAACACCGCGAUCCCGUAUCCGAACGAUCCGUACGACUCGGACGGGGACAGCAUGAGCACACCGCCCAACGAGGAAGCCACUGGCCCAGCGGACGACUUUGCUGAGUACAUGUGGAUGGAGAACGAGGACGAGUUCGACAUGCAGGAGAUGCAACGGCUAGAGGAGGAAGAGCUGAUGGACCAGUGCAUCGAGGCGAUGAUGAUGGAUGAGAUGGCUUCGGCGGAGCGGAUGGCUUCGACGGCGCUGGUAGGCAAUGUGCCGAGAGAAAGCGGUCUGAUGAACAUCCUGUCCAGCCUACAGCUCGACAAAGAGGGACAGCAGGGGCAGCAGACCCGCCAGCCCAAGGAUGUGAACGUGGAGAAAUCGACGCUAAACCCACUGGCCGCCGAGUUUGUGCCAUCGCUGCGUGCGCUCGUCGCUCCAACGUCCUACUGAAGCCACAGUCGGGCGGGAACAAGCAUCUAAAAAGGUAUGCAAAUACUCACAAAGCGAGAAAAAAAGUGGAAAAAGGGGCGAUUUUUUUUUUACGAUUAUAAUUGCCUUAUUCUUUGUACGACGAACGUGUGUAAUGUGUAAGCGCAUAAUAACACAACCCCAUAGAGAGCUAAUACUGUUUAACUGUCCUUCCGCUGGUGGGGCUGCAUUGGAA